This is a messenger RNA of Oryza brachyantha (malo sina), 1146 nucleotides long. RefSeq names its product heavy metal-associated isoprenylated plant protein 35-like. The transcript is spliced from 3 exons. The coding region runs from base 45 to 998 and encodes 317 amino acids. NCBI's taxonomy places the organism in Eukaryota, Viridiplantae, Streptophyta, Magnoliopsida, Poales, Poaceae. Gene Ontology annotation, molecular function: metal ion binding. The record is from RefSeq and is a predicted model, not a curated record.
CUUCCUCCUCCUUCCUCGUAGUAGAGCCCAGAUCCUACUCCUCCAUGGCUUCAGAAUCUCCUCAAUGCAAGAUUUUGGCUCUCAGGGUGUCCAUCCACUGCGAGGGAUGCAAGAAGAAGGUCAAGAAGGUGCUUCAGAGAGUUGAUGGCGUGUCCAGAUGCGACGUCGAUGGCCGGAGCAACAAGGCGACGGUCACCGUCACCGACAAGGUAAGUGCCGACACUCUCAUCGGGAAGCUGAGGAGGGCCGGGAAGCAUGCUGAGCAGUGGCCGGAGGAGGAGGAGGAGGAGCAGCAGCAGCAAUCCAGUGGCAGUCAGUGCCCUGGAGAAACCAAGAACCAAGCUGCCGAGCCGGACAAGUCCGGCAAGCCGGUUGAGCCUGAGAAGGCGGCCUCCGGCGACCUCGCGGAGCCGAGCGACACAAAAGCCUCCCCCGAAGAAUCCAAGAAGAGCGCCGGCGAGGAUGCGGCGCCGGCCGAAGAAAGUGGCGCGGAGAACACCGACGCCAAUGCCGGCGACGGCGGCGGCGGGACGGCCACAGCGCAGGAACACAGUGAACUCAAGAGGAGAAGGAAGCAGCAGAAGCAGAAGCAGCCGCCGGCGCCGCAGCAAGAGGACAAGGCAGGCGAAGCCACCAUGGCGGCGGCGACAACAACAAUGCAGGGCAGCCAUACCCAUACGAGCCACUACCCGGCGGCGCCGGUGCAGCAGCCGGUGCACGUCGUGAGCUACAACGUGGCGCGGCCGAUGUCGAGCGCCGCAUGCUACGCCGCCGCGCCUGCUGCAGCGGCGAGGCCGCCACCGCCGCAGGAGCACCCGGACGCGUACUCGACGUACCACCACUCGCAGCCGUUGCCUUACCGCUACGGCUACUACUACAACAACUACUACUACGGCGGCGGCCACGCGACGCCGCCGAGGAGCGCGGCCUCGCCGGCGAGGAACUCCUACGGCGAUCUUUUCAGCGACGACAACGCCAACUCCUGCAGCGUCAUGUGAAAGCAAGCUAAAAAAUUUAGUUAGCUAAAAUGAAAUAUUCGGAGUUGCUAAACUCAUCUUAACUAGCAUAUUUAAGUCGUGCUACUAUUUGUAGAAAUAUCAAAGGUAGUUGGUUGUAUCAGAUGAUUCUAUCUUGUAGUGUUGAGCA